Metarhizium brunneum ARSEF 3297 is the source of this 678-nucleotide messenger RNA. It is a transcript of the gene vps24, whose product is annotated as Vacuolar protein sorting-associated protein 24. Gene Ontology annotation, cellular component: ESCRT III complex; multivesicular body. The record is from RefSeq and is a predicted model, not a curated record. Gene Ontology annotation, biological process: endosome transport via multivesicular body sorting pathway; late endosome to vacuole transport; protein transport. Lineage: Eukaryota; Fungi; Ascomycota; Sordariomycetes; Hypocreales; Clavicipitaceae.
AUGGAAACAUUCAGAAACCUUUUCGCAAAACCCGAUCCCCAAGCACAGUUCCGCAAAUGCAACGCCCUCAUCCGCUCCAAUAUCCGCAAACUAGACCGGGACAUCACCGCCAACAAGCAAAAUGAAAUUAAAAUCAAGAACCUCAUUAUCCAGGCCGACAAGCGCGCCCAGAAAGACCCUGCCCGCGCGAAGCAAGCCCAAAAGGAAGUCCGCGACUUUGCCCACGAGCUCGUUCGCCAGCGCCGCGCCUCCGCCCGCACAAUCACCUCAAAGGCCCAGCUCAACUCGGUCCAGAUGCAAGUAAACGAGGCGUUUGCCGUGCGCAAGAUUGAGGGCUCCAUCCGCUCCAGCGUCGGCAUCAUGAAGGACCUGAACAGGCUGAUACGCCUGCCCGAGAUGGCACAGACCAUGCAACAGCUGAGCACAGAGCUGAUGAAGGCCGGUAUCAUUGAGGAGAUGGUUGAGGAUAUAUUGCCCGAGGAUGGAGAAAUGCUCAUGGAGGACGAGGGCGAGGUUGACAAGGUGCUGGGCGAGAUUUUGAAGGACAGGAAGGAGCCGAGUUUGCCGGUUGCGCCAGUGCCAGAGCCGCAGACACAGGAGGUAGAGGAGGAGGAGGAGGAGGAUGCAGAGGCCAUGAUGGAUCAGAUGCGGAAUCGGUUGGAUGCGCUGAGGAGUUAG